UUCCGUCUCCCACAGCCCUCCCCGGCUUCAUCAUCCUCUCCGGUCACACCGUCGAGGUCUCAAGUGAAACCCAGCACAGAAAACAUGCCUCGACCCGCGCGCUACGACUUCCACACCAACCCCGUGGCUCAUCCCAAGGCCAUUGUGACGGGCGAGACGUACCGCUUCACCGUCCUCACCGAUGGCCUGCUCCGAUUCGAGUGGGCUGAAGACGGCCGGUUCGAAGACCGAGCUUCCACCUUCGCCAUAUGUCGUAAAUUGACUGUUCCAGACUUUUACGUGUGGGACCGUGGCAACAUCAUCGAGAUCGUCACGAAGCGCUUUCACGUAUUUUAUAACAAGAAGAGAUUUAGCUCCGAUGGCUUUUCUAUACAAUUGAAGGGUCCAGUGACGGCUAAGUGGACGUAUGGUCAAAAGGUGUCUAAUUUAGGGGGCACUACCCGCACAUUGGACACGGUCGAUGGAAGAACAAAUGUGGACCCCGGGGUGCUUUCGCGCGAGGGUUUCGCGGUCCUUGAUGACAGCAAGACUAUGAUGUUUGAGAGCGAUGGCUGGAUAGGACCUCGGAAGACCGGCAACCGGAGCGAUGGGUACAUUUUCCUUUACGGACACGACUACCGCGAGGCCAUGAGGGCAUACUAUGCUGUGUCUGGAAGUCAGCCUCUGUUGCCUCGAUAUGCGCUUGGAAAUUGGUGGAGCCGAUAUCACCCAUUCACAAGGGAAGAGUACUUGGAUCUUAUGGACCAUUUCGAUAAUGACGACGUUCCCAUGAACGUUGGGGUUCUGGAUAUGGAUUGGCAUCGGGUGUGGGAUCUUCCUCCUGGGUACGGCAAUGGAUGGACGGGCUACAGCUGGAACAGAAAAUUCUUCCCGGAUCCUCCCGCUUUUCUUGAAGAGCUCCAUGAUCGCAAUCUCAAGAUAACGCUCAAUGUCCAUCCUGCAGAUGGCGUGCGAGGCUACGAAGAUCAGUACGAGGAGGUCGCCAAGUACCUUGGUAUUGACCCGAAGACCAAAAGAGCUGCCGAGUUUGACUGCACAAACAAGGAUUUUAUGGACGCAUAUUUUGACAUCGUGCAUCACGAGCAUGAAGCAGAGGGUGUCGAUUUCUGGUGGGUGGAUUGGCAGCAGGGGAACAGCUCCAAGAUUCCUGGUGUGGACCCUCUUUGGGUCCUUAAUCAUUUCCAUUUCCUUGACAUUGGCCGAGGGCGACAGAGACCUCUAAUUCUUUCUCGUUUUGGAGGUCCAGGAUCACAGCGAUACCAAAUUGGCUUCUCUGGCGACACCAUCAUGACCUGGGCGUCGUUAAGUUUCCAACCAGAGUUCACUGCAACUGCAUCGAACAUUGGGUAUGGAUGGUGGAGUCAUGACAUUGGUGGCCAUAUGCAUGGCUUUAAGGAUGAUGAACUUACCGCGCGAUGGGUGCAGCUGGGCUGCUGGUCGCCAAUUCUUCGACUGCAUUCUUCAAAUAAUAUCUUCAACACCCGAGAACCAUGGGCAUUCAGGCCAGAAGCCUGCGGCGUCAUGGAGGACACCCUCCGCCUACGGCAUCGUCUCAUCCCCUACCUUUAUACCAUGAAUGCACGAUCAGCAUCUGAUGACGAGCCUCUCAUUCAACCGAUGUACUGGGAUUACCCAGAAGUCAGUGAGGCGUACAAGGUUCCGAACCAGUUCCGCUUCGGAAGCGAAUUGAUCGUGGCACCUAUUACAAGUGCCCGUGAUACUACCACGCAUCUUGGUGCCACGAACGCUUGGCUUCCUCCUCUACGCUUCGUUGAUAUCUUCACUGGCGUUGUUUACGACGGAGACCGUGAGCUUCUGCUGCACCGACCCUUGAGUGGUUAUCCUGUCCUUGCUGCAGAGGGUGCAAUCAUUCCACUAGAUGCAGCAUGGCGUCCUGCGAAUGGCUCCCCUAACCCCACUGCUUUGGAGAUUCUCCUCGUAGUCGGAGCAGACGGUUCCUUCAGCCUGAUCGAAGAUGAUGGCUCGGGCACCCGCGUGGAUGAUGGCGACUUCCGCAUGAUUGAAGAAGGUGGUAUUGAGUCUGGCUCCGACAACGUCCGUUUCAGCUACACUCCCAUCACCUACAAGCAAUCCACUGGUGUCCUCAAGAUCGGCCCAACAUCUCCUUCUGAUCCCUCAAUUCCAAAGAACCGUAACUGGAAAAUCCGACUAGUUGCCCAUUCACUGAAGAACAGGUCCGAGAUCCGCUGCGUAGUGACAUCGUCCAAGAAAGCGAAGCCAAUUCCGUACACAACUACCUCGGUCAAUAACGGCACGAUCUUGUCGCUAGGCAGCGUUCCCUCCGAUCAUACUUGCAUCGUCGAGCUAGGCUCUGGACCUCAGCUCGACGUGCUUGAUCCGACGAAGAAGAUUUGGCCGAUCCUCUAUGAUUCAUGUAUGGAUUAUGACAGGAAAGACGGGAUCUGGAAUGUAAUCAAGGCUGAUCAGCCUCUGGGGACGAGAGUUGGGAGGCUACAGAAUAUGGGGAUUAAGCAAGAGCUGUUGGAUGCUAUACUUGAGUUGAUGUUGGCGGAUUCGAGGUAUGCGAGAGAAUAGGGAGGGUGCUAGGGCCUGGGAAUGAUUGGCAUAUAAAGAGAGUUGGUGAAUGUGGUGAACAUAGAUACGUCGUACUUGGGGCUUUUAGUUUAUUUCCGGGAUUAUAGUCUGUAGCAUUAGGGCUACAAUGUUUGUUCAAUGCAUGAUGUUGAUG
This is a messenger RNA of Lindgomyces ingoldianus, 2710 nucleotides long. Its product is annotated as alpha-xylosidase. Gene Ontology annotation, molecular function: alpha-glucosidase activity. The coding region runs from base 85 to 2556 and encodes 823 amino acids. NCBI's taxonomy places the organism in Eukaryota, Fungi, Ascomycota, Dothideomycetes, Pleosporales, Lindgomycetaceae. Gene Ontology annotation, biological process: N-glycan processing; carbohydrate metabolic process. The record is from RefSeq and is a predicted model, not a curated record. The transcript has a single exon.